UAUCGCCUGGCCUGCGUGGACAGUGGGGGAGAGGGUGGCACAAUCAAACUCAGGAGCAAGGCGGAGCCACAUCAGAGUCAGGAGGCGGAGACAGGGAUCUUUGCAGCGGCCCAGUCUUGGUCAGAGUUUAAGGUUUCGUGGACAGGUGAAUGAAGACAAACCUCAUCAAUCAAACAACCUGAUUAAGAGCGACCUGCGUUCGUCAGGAAUUUCCUAUCAAGAGAUUGAAUGUCUCAUCAACGGUGACUACACCAUUCAAGGACGACGUGAAGGACAAGAGGUCUAUCUGCCAUUCUCCUUUAUAGAGAAAUACUUUGAGGUGUAUGGGAAGAUUGCCGAAUAUGAUGGCUACGAUCGCUUUGAAUGGCAACACAGCGUGGCUCGCAUCUACCAGCAAGCUCCCUACAGACCAGAGGGAGAAUUUAUGUCAUUUGGUCAUUACAACGUGGAACCAAGAGAGAGAGUUAAAAUGAUAAGUGGGGUGGAAGGCGUGCCUAUCUCCAUUCAGUGGGGGGUCCAGGGUUACUUUUACGCCAUCCAAGUGGCUCAGUUUGGCCUGAGUCAUUACAGUAAGAAUCUGACUGCCAAGGAACCUAAAAUUAAAGUCUUUGAGAACGGAGAGGAAGGUGAUGUAGAGAGAUGGAACCUUGCUGAUCGAGCCAGUCAAAUUUCAGCGGUCUACGACGACACAGCAAGAUCAAAUGUCAUUGAAUUUCAGACCAGCGAUACAUUAUCUCUUGGCCAAGGGGCAACUCUUCCUCUAAACAAUAGACGCUUGUUUGUUCUCUCCUUUGACUUAAUCCUCAUGAGCAAUGCAACAAUCACGGUGACCGUUCAGGACGAAAAAGACAAGACGCACAGUAUCCACUAUAUGGCCACAGGUGAUAAAGUGAUCCAUAAAGGAAGCCAUAUCUAUUACGGGAUUGGACCCUGCCAUAAGUGGCGGAAAAUCACCCGUGAUUUGUUAGUAGACUACCAGAAAGGUCUUGGUCAGACCAACAAGAAGUAUGUGACCAGUGUUCAAACAGUACUAGGUAAAGUACUCAAGUUCUCAGUACAUGGAUUCGGACGGAUUGACAACGUGACUCUGUCCUCGUCCAGCCAUAUGACGCAGUUUUUCGACGCUGCCAACUGGUUGCUGAAGAACCAGGACGGCAAGGGAGGGUGGCCGGUAAAGGUGGAGAGGUUCCUUGGGACGGGGUUCCAGACUCUGUCACCAGGUUGGUACUCUGCCAUGGCACAAGGCCAGGCUAUCUCCACUCUCAUUAGAGCUUACUACAAGACUAAAGACAGGAGAUACCUAGAUGCUUGCUUAAGGGCAACCAAACUUUACAAGAUUUUGUCUUCAGAGGGUGGUGUAAAGGCCAUUCUUUUUGAUAAGUACACGUGGUACGAGGAAUACCCGACCACACCCAGCUCCUAUGUUCUCAACGGCUUCAUCUACAGCCUGAUUGGCUUGUAUGAUCUAAUGAAGAUAGCCUCACCGGAGGAAGGCCGGGAAGCAGCUCAGCUUUUUGAAGAUGGGAUGCAAUCCCUUCGAAAAUUCCUCUUAUUGUAUGAUGGAGGGACGGGUACAAUCUACGAUUUGCGUCAUGUGACUUUAGGACGAGCUCCAAAUCUAGCACGUUGGGAUUAUCAUGCAACUCAUAUUGCUCAGCUGCAGCUGUUGACUUCCAUAGAUCCAGAUCCAGUCUUCAAGACGACCCUAGAUCGCUGGCUUGGCUAUACCAAAGGCAUCAGAGCCAAACACAAUUGAUCAGGUGAUCCAGGCAUCUGUGAUGUAACCUGACUGUCUGUAGAUGAUACAGCAUCUUUGAGCUAGGAUAGAAGAGAGCACUUCUCCAACACUCACUGAUGCUUAGCUCUUGUCCCAGAUGUCCAUGGAUACUGGGUGAGUGGAUCGUCUUUCUGUAUCUACCAGAAACUUUUGGUCAGUAUGACUUGCUGAGAGAGACCAGGUCAUUAAAUGCAGCAGGGCAUUUAAUGAGGGUAGAAAACAGUACGGGAAUUGCAAUUGUUUCAAGGCCUUUAUUAUCUGUAAUCUGUAACCACACUUGUAUUUCAAGUGGGUCGGUGUAAUAAAGUCCAAGCUUUUGAAAACUGAAGCACUCCAAAGUGAAGUAUCCAUAUCCUGCCUUUCUACUCCUCGUCCAAAUCAGUAUUUGGCUGAUGAAUAUCCUUAAAAAGUGUUGUUAAAAACAGCCUAAAAAGAAAUCUGCUAAAUUCAAAAACUGUGUUAUCAUUUUGUUUUUUUUUACAAACUUUAAGCAGGAAUAAGGUGGCUUUAUUAUUGAAACAGUACGUAAAUUGUUUGGUUAAAAUCUGUCUUGAGUUAUGGUUUUGAUGAGUGAAACACUGUUGAGCUCUCCUGGGGUCUGUUUGGCUCUAAAUCCACUAACUACAGUUGUAAUUGCAUUUCACACAUUCAGUGUAUAGAUAAAUACCGCACAGCCAUGGAAUGUGUUAGAUGUCAAUCAAGUUUAGCUCUACAUUAAGAGAAAUCAUUGGUAGGAUCUGGUAAUGGCGAUGACGAAAGUGAGUUGCAUCAGUGAGAAAUUGAUGUCCCAUUCUCAAGGCAGUGAUGCAGCAAAUAUUGAAGCUGUGAUGGGUGGAGCCUUGGUUCAUUCAUCACCAAGUCCCUUGAAAUGAUCGCCUUGAGAAUCCAGUCAAAAUGCUUCGAUACUGAAUUUGUUUGUGUUGGCCCUUGGUCUUUAAAUGUAGCUAGUGUUUGGUGGUGUGUUCUUAAGAAGAGUUUAUACAGGGUAUUCAUCAUUAUUAACGAAAACAUAAAUUGCGUGUAAAGAUGUCAUAAUAUGUGAUACUAAUCACUUUAAAUCUGAAAGAGAUAAAAGCAAGUGCACCGUGUACUAUUCUACUUCUUGUUAUCUAUCUGAAUUGGAACAGUGUUUAAUUGGUUUUUUAUACUCAAUGAUCAGUUGUCCUGAGAAUUUUUUUUCUUUUUAGGGCGUGGCUUUCAAAACGUCAAGUGAUCUUUGGGGAAAGUAUACAGUCUUUUUUAGCAGACUUUUAGGUACACAUUUCAGUACUCAUCCAGAGCACAGGAAAAUGCUCGUAUUUCACCCAAAAAGGUUUGCUCAAAGCAUUUUGUUUUUAAAACAAACUUCACUAAUUGCUAACUCCAAGUUUUUUAAUUAGUUUGUUAUCAUACACCAAAUAAACCUCGUAGUAACAUACUGAAAUAAUGCUUAAAAUGUAAUCUCUUUUACAGGUCAAGAUAGAUUUCAAAUCGUUGUCAGCUGUAUAAAAGUACUGUUUUAGAAUUUUGCACUGCCGUACUAAGUUUUGUCACUGUGUAGAAGUCAAUAUAAAGUAGAUAUGGUGAUUGGAAUGGCUUAUGGCACAUUCGCUCCUACCAAUAAAUGUCAGACUAAAAAUACUUCCCUUCCAAUGCAGUUACUAAAAGUAAAAGAUUUAUCAACUGAUCAACCAUUCAAGUAGAUUGCAGCUCCUAAUUUUAAAUUCACAAUCAUUUGAAAACGAAACAAUAAUCGACAAACCACAUAUCACCCAUGGCCUUUCAGCAGUAAAUAUUCUUUGUGCCAACAUAGCAACUGCGAGUUUUAGAAAUAAUUCUUUUGCGUUCUGCCGCAAAUGACCCAAUGUGAACGAUUCACAAUAGUGCGCCACCAAGAGUUCGCAACAUGUUGGCCAAUCGUAACGCGCGAAAUUUGUCGACCC
Molecule: messenger RNA, 3699 nt
Organism: Acanthaster planci (crown-of-thorns starfish)
Lineage: Eukaryota; Metazoa; Echinodermata; Asteroidea; Valvatida; Acanthasteridae
Gene: glce
Product: glucuronic acid epimerase
Biological process (GO): heparan sulfate proteoglycan biosynthetic process
Cellular component (GO): Golgi apparatus
Molecular function (GO): heparosan-N-sulfate-glucuronate 5-epimerase activity
Source: RefSeq, a predicted model, not a curated record